Lytechinus variegatus (green sea urchin) is the source of this 514-nucleotide messenger RNA. RefSeq lists its product as uncharacterized. The transcript is spliced from 4 exons. Lineage: Eukaryota; Metazoa; Echinodermata; Echinoidea; Temnopleuroida; Toxopneustidae. The record is from RefSeq and is a predicted model, not a curated record. The coding region runs from base 23 to 478 and encodes 151 amino acids.
UGUGACUCCAAUCCUUGUCUUCAUGGAGGGACAUGUGUGGAGGAGCUUGGUGGCUAUAAUUGUUCCUGUCAUGGAGGCUAUGUGGGAAUUCACUGUGAGAAGCCUGCAUGUGACUCCAAUCCUUGUCUUCAUGGAGGGACAUGUUUGGAGGAGCUUGGUGGCUAUAAUUGUUCCUGUCAUGGAGGCUAUGUGGGAAUUCACUGUGAGAAGCCUGCAUGUGACUCCAAUCCUUGUCUUCAUGGAGGGACAUGUUUGGAGGAGCUUGGUGGCUAUAAUUGUUCCUGUCAUGGAGGCUAUGUGGGAAUUCACUGUGAGAAGCCUGUUUGUCCAGACGGAUGGGUGUAUGGAGGAACGAAGUGUCUUCUGGAAGUGGCUGGCCGACUAUCCAACUGGACUAGUGCGCGUGACUAUUGUAACGGUCUGGACGAGGUUGUACUCGGAAACGGAAACAGAGUUGGACCAUCUCUACUCCUCAUAGAGAGCGAGGAAGAGUAUGAUCUUCUCAAACUCGGCA